Molecule: messenger RNA, 1590 nt
Organism: Myripristis murdjan (pinecone soldierfish)
Lineage: Eukaryota; Metazoa; Chordata; Actinopteri; Holocentriformes; Holocentridae
Product: CD276 antigen-like
Exons: 8
Coding region: 21-896 (291 amino acids)
Biological process (GO): negative regulation of T cell proliferation; positive regulation of T cell proliferation; T cell costimulation
Cellular component (GO): external side of plasma membrane
Source: RefSeq, a predicted model, not a curated record
AGACAGAGAGAGAAAACAUAAUGAUGCCAAGGAGUAACUUGCAGUGUUCUUGGAAACCAAGGCUUCCCUCCCUGAAGUUGGCUGAGGCUUUGAUGAUGUGGUUCUUUUUCCACUCCGUCACAAGUGUUGCUCCUCUUAUCCAGAUCACAGGGGAGGUUGGUGGGAGAGUGACAUUCUUCUGCCCCUCUCACAAAGACAAAAUGCUGACUCUGUUCUACCUUCAGAAGGGCACCACCUUUGUAAACGGAUACCAUAAUGUCAGAGAUGCAGAACUGUACAGAGCUAUUCCACAUUCGCAUGUGAACCACACUGAGAGGACGGUGGAUAUGUGGGCACUGAAAGUCUCAGACAGUGGAGAGUACUCCUGUCAUGUCCAAUACAGUGACAGCAUGAAAUUGGAUGAGACUCGCAUACACCUCAGUGUCACAGCCAACUACAGCACACCAACGCUAUCGGUGCUCUGUGACAGCGACAGCUCUAGUUGCCAGGUAACGUGUGCUUCAUAUGGCGGCUACCCGAGCAGCGAGGUGAUGUGGAACAGCUCCACCAAUGCCAACAGUCAGUGGUGGACGCCAGGGAACAGCAGUGAGGAGGCUGACCCCGACUCCAUGCUGAUCAACAGCUCCAGCACUGUGAUCGUCAACUGCUCUGGACCGCUGCAGACCCUCAACUGCUCUGUGGGGGGCUUCACCUCAGACAAUCUCACAGUCUGUGAGCGCAAGAUUCCACCUGCGUUGCAUGCGCCUUACUGGAUAGCAACUGGCUGUGUAGUGUUUGUCUCUGCUGUUGUUGUAAUCCUGCUGCUGUGGAGAUGCAGAAAACCCAAAACCAUAAGCGCAGUGGCAGCUAUGACUCCAGAUGAGAUAAUUGUUCUCAAAGGAGAAAACGAAGGAUAGAGGGGAUCCAGAAUGCUACACCGAUGGAGAAGAGUGUGGAAUCGUCCCGCUGAUGGGACCAAAAAAUUCAGCAUCACCUCACUUAAGUGGGCAUUGCUUUUUUGACUGACUGGCUUGCAGUGGGCCAGGGUGAGUCAGUGUCUGCUACAAUGUGCAGCUCGACGGGGAGAGCAUGGUUCAGAUGUUUCCACUGUUAUGGGUGCCAGGGCCCCACACAAACUUAACAUUUGAAAUUGUUAAGUGUUUUAUGAAACACUGACAAGCCUCCCUUGAAUGUCUAGUUUCCCCAUUCCCCCCAAACUACUUCUUUCUAUUUUUUUUGUUUUGUUUGUUUGUUUGUUGUUUUAGUCAGCAGUGUCAUGAAGACUUCACUAAAAUUUAGUGUCUUACUGCACUUUAACAUUUGUCAUGGACACUUUUUUGAAGUAGCUCAGUCUGGAGGAAAUAUUUUUCUUAUUUUCUAUUUUCAACUUACUGAGCGUACUCUUACCGGAGUGAUGAAUAAUCGGUGUGACCCUGGGGAGGACAGUCAACAGUAUUCAUUUGUUUUUGUUAUGAAAAGUCAAAAAGUUAUUAUUAAAAAAAAGUUAUUAUUAUCAUUAUAAUAUGCAUAUAUGCAACACAUUGUUGAUCCGGGUAUUAUACACAUUUUAUUAUGUGCCCAAGGUUUUGCUCAUUUUGUCAGCAAUCAUCA